Mercenaria mercenaria is the source of this 1737-nucleotide messenger RNA. RefSeq lists its product as uncharacterized. Gene Ontology annotation, molecular function: aspartic-type endopeptidase activity; zinc ion binding; nucleic acid binding. The record is from RefSeq and is a predicted model, not a curated record. The transcript has a single exon. Gene Ontology annotation, biological process: proteolysis. Lineage: Eukaryota; Metazoa; Mollusca; Bivalvia; Venerida; Veneridae. Bases 1 to 1737 code for a protein of 578 amino acids.
AUGUCAAACCUGACUUACAUCAAAGGUGUCAGAACUAGGCAUAGGAAUAGCUUACAGAGAGAAAUUGAACAUGUUGAAGAAUUAUUAAGUCAUAAUCUAGAAGAAGUUGAUAUAGAGCAGGAAAUUGUGAGUACAAAUAAGUGUUUGAAAGCACUAAAAUCUUACUGUGAAAAAGUGGAAAUUCAGUGUAAAAGAUACGCGACCGCAAUAGGUGAUAGUGAUGAGGAAUUGACUGAACAAAUAAUGGAUGAAGACUACAACUUAUGUUCUAAAUCAAUGGAAUAUUAUGCUGAGUUAGAGGAAUACAAAGAGAGGUUAUUAAAGAAAAAAGAGACAACUGACCUAAAAACAACUGAACCUAAACAUGCUUUUGCAUUACAGGAAGAAAUGCAAUCAUUCAUGAUGAAACAAAGUGAACGUCAACAAGAGUUUAUAGAACGACAGAGUCAGCGACAGCAGAUUUUUAUGGAAAAACAAAGUGAACAGCAACAGGAAUUAAUGGAAAAAAUCAGUGGAACACGGGAACAUUCGAAAUCUGUGAAGUUGCCAAAACUUGACUUAACAUCGUUCAGUGGUAAUAAGCUUAAGUGGCCUGAGUUUUGGGAUUCAUUUGAUUGUGCUGUUCAUGGUAACGACAAGUUGUCUGAUAUUGAGAAAUUCAGUUAUCUACGAAGUAAGUUAGUGGGAGAAGCAAAGGCGUCCAUUUCGAGAUUGGCGCUUUCCAAUGAUAAUUAUGCAGUAGCAAUUGCAUUAUUGCAGGAUAGAUAUGGAAAGAAACAAGAAAUAAUAGAUCUCCAUUAUAGCAAGUUGAUGACUAUCGUUCCCCCUACGAGUAAGACUGAUAGCCUUCGUUUCUUCUUAGAUACGAUUGAGAAGCAUCUCAGAAGUUUAGAAGUGUUGCGGGAAAAUGUGAAUCAAAGUAUGUUUGUAUCAAUGAUAAAGUCAAAAGUUCCAAAAGACGUACUUCUGCAUUUGGAAGUUCAAAAGGGUUCUGAAAAAGAAUGGACUGUUGCAGACUUAAUGAAACAGUUGAGAGCAUACAUUAUUGCAAGAGAACGAACAGAGCAGGACGAUUCUCCAAACAGUGGCAAUAGUGAAAGGAGUAGAAACUUUCGCUAUGAAAGGUCAGUGAAACCAGCUAAUUUUAAAUACAGGAGAUAUGACAUGAGAGGUAAAGAUAAAUUUGUAAAUUCGCGUCGGAACACGGAGCAUACAAGCUCAGCUGAAGCCUUGGUAUCUACGGACAAACCACGUACCCCGAAAAGUUAUGCUGAUCAGUGUAGAUACUGUAAGAAGAGUCACUGGAGUGACGAAUGUCCGACUUACCGGACCAUAGAAUCACGCAAAAAGAUGCUGAAAGACUCUUGUUUUAAAUGUUUGAAGUUCGGACACCUUAGCAGAGAAUGUAAGGGAAACAAGGUGUGCGUUUACUGUGGUGAAAGGAACGUCCACCACAGAAGUUUGUGUCCGAAAAAGUUUAUACAUAAUGCAGUUAAUGAAACUGUUCAUGUUAUGGAGGAAAUAACAACAGAGACGGGAUUAGCUGAAAUUUCGGACGAAAAUGUUUUAGUCUCAACGGGAGAAAUAGUGUUAAUGCAAACUGCAUCAACGGAAGUAGUGAAUCUUGCGAAAACAAAAAGUCGGCAACUGCGUCUUCUGCUCGACUCAGGUUCACAAAGGACGUAUAUAUCUGAACGUUUAGCAGAGCAGCUGAAACUAGAGAAAGGUCAGACAUAA